UUAUGUUUGUUGUGGUUUUAGGUUAAAUGAUAUAGCGUCUCUCUGGCUAGUGUUUGUCUUCUGUUUAGUGUAGUCUUAUCUCUUACAGUUGUAUGUCAAGUUUUCUAAUCGAGGCCCUCUUUCGUUUAAGACGCGUUUAUCCUAAGUAAAAGUAUCUCCGAUACAGUUUUCAAGGCUUCUCAAAUGAAUAUGAAACUAGUAGACCCAGUAGUCCGCAGUUUCAGGGUGGCGAAAGUAUUUCGUGAAAACACCGACAAAAUAAACAGCAUUGACUUUUCCACAAGCGGGGAUACUUUGAUUUCGUGCAGCGAGGAUGACCAAAUUGUCAUUUACGAUUGUGAAAAGGGCACCCAGGCCCGCACUGUAAACAGUAAAAAAUAUGGAGUCGACCUAAUCCAUUUUACACAUGCAAAGAACACUGCCAUACACAGUUCAACCAAAAUUGAUGACACUAUCAGAUACUUGUCGCUGCAUGAUAAUAAAUACAUCAGGUACUUUCCUGGACAUACAAAGAAGGUUGUUUCACUAUGUCUGUCACCAGUUGAAGAUACUUUCCUGUCCGGAUCAAUGGACAAAACACUACGGCUAUGGGAUUUAAAGUCACCCAACUGUCAGGGGCUUAUGCAUUUGUCCGGACGUCCAGUUGCCGCUUAUGAUCCUGAAGGUUUGAUUUUUGCUGCUGGAGUUAAUUCUGAAUGUAUUAAAUUAUAUGAUUUGAGAUCUUUUGACAAGGGUCCCUUUGUCACUUUUAAGCUCUCGCAGGAAAAAGAGUGCGAUUGGACAGGGUUAAAGUUUUCAAGAGAUGGUAAAACAAUACUUAUAAGCACUAAUGGAUCUAUCAUUAGGCUGAUCGAUGCCUUCCAUGGGACUCCUUUGCAGACUUUCACAGGACACCUCAAUAACAAAGGCAUUCCCAUAGAGGCUUGUUUCAGUCCGGACUCCCAGUUUAUCUUCAGUGGUUCCACGGAUGGCAGGGUUCAUGUGUGGAAUGCCGACACUGGAUAUAAAGUGUGUGUAUUAAAUGCAGAUCAUCCGGGUCCAGUUCAGUGUGUCCAGUUUAAUCCUAAAUAUAUGAUGUUGGCCUCCGCAUGUACAAACAUGGCUUUUUGGUUACCCUCAAUUGAGGGUUCUUAAAGUUAUUUCAAGAUGCUUUAUCAACUUCAAAAACUAUAUAGAGUUACUUUUGGAGUGUAAAAAACUGUAUUUAAGAAAUUUAUUUAAAAUUGUUUUAAGUUAGUAAGGAACAAGUCACAGUUUAUUGUCUUAUUGUAAAUACUACUAAUUUUAUACUAGACUAGUUCUUUGUUACUAGAACUACAGACAAAAUAAAAUGUGAUUUUUUUUUUAAAUUAAA
Molecule: messenger RNA, 1354 nt
Organism: Anthonomus grandis grandis
Lineage: Eukaryota; Metazoa; Arthropoda; Insecta; Coleoptera; Curculionidae
Gene: Wdr82
Product: WD repeat-containing protein 82
Exons: 3
Coding region: 184-1134 (316 amino acids)
Cellular component (GO): Set1C/COMPASS complex
Molecular function (GO): protein binding; chromatin binding
Source: RefSeq, a predicted model, not a curated record